AGCGCGAAGACGUUGUUAGCUGUUUAUUUUCGAGCUUCACAAUUUUUUUUUCGCCUUGGCUCAUUGUUUAUUUUUGUCUUGAGCUUCAAGUCGCGUUCGAGCUACGUUUAUUUUUAUGGCCUUUCCGUUGGGGGCAUGUGAUUGAAAUUCUGUAGUAGUGUCGGAGUAGAAGAGGUGAAAAACACAGUCACAUAAUUGGACUCGUCCACUCGAAACGAUACGGGCCAAAUGAGAUUGAAACGCCUUGGAAGACAAAAAACGUCAAGCAGGCCAGGCAAUUGCCAUUUGCAACAUAGCAAUUGCGGAUCGAAUCGAAUUGAACUUAACAAGAUUGUGCCACUCUGCAGACGCACACCUGAGCCACUGAGCGUUUUCCCGAAGGUCGACCGCAUCUUUACAGGCUUUCGACUCUGCGUCACUGUCUCAAGAAUGUGUUAAUUCGGCGAUUCGAAAACAACAACGACAUCAACCGCGGCUGCCUGUAGCAGGCACAACAGUUUGCCGCCUGACGACAUUAAAUUUGCAUAAAAAAGUAAACAAACGCGGAUCGUAAAAAGAGAAAAAAGGCGGAGGAAAAAAUCAAAACAAAAUCAGUUCCAUACAUCAAUCCGCUAGCUAUAAAAAUGGAUGCUUCAUAACAAAGAAACAAAAGUAAUUUGUUUCUAUAAUAAUUUGGCUACUUCCUUUGAUUUAUUUCAGUUUGCCAUAUUGAAAGUAAAUAUUUGUUAAACAUGCUAAUAUAGUAAAAAGCUAACCUGAGUAUUUAAACUUCAAAAACACGCCCACAAAAAUGAUUAUUGAUUCGUAUCAGUUUAUAAAUAAAUUAAAUUUUUAAUUAUAUAAAAAACCCAACAAAGUCAAGCAAGAUGAUGGGAGCCCGCCCGCACCGUAAGCGUUUAGAACUAGUAUUGAUGGUACUGAUCGGCCUGGCCUGGGGUUUUUUUUUCUCCGAGUUGAUGCGACGGGCCCGUGGGCAGUACUACGAGGACCAGCUGAAGGAGGAAAGCAGCCCCUUCCCAGGUAGUCACAGGAGCAACCGUAGCCCCACAACUCAACCGACCACCACGACACACCCACCUCCAUGGAUCCUUGCAUCUCAUCUUUUAAACGAGACACGCGUUCUUUGCAUGGUGCUAACAAGUCCAAAAACCCACCAGAGCCGUGCCAUUUACAUCCAGCGCACCUGGGGAACGCGCUGCAACAAGGUGAUCUUCAUGAGCAGCAAGGCGGAUAAGCAACUGGGUACUGUGGCCCUUAAUGUAAGAGAUGGCUAUUCAAAUUCAUGGCCAAAAACUCGGGAAGCGCUGCAGUACGUCUUCAAACAUCAUUUUCAGGAUUACGAUUGGUUCAUGAAGGCUGAUGAUGAUACCUAUGUGAUAAUGGAGAACUUACGGUCAUUUCUACACGCCUUUAGUCCGAAAACGCCUAUCUAUUUCGGAAAUAUAUUCCGAGCACAUCCAAAAGAGGGAUACAGUUCGGGAGGAAUGGACUACAUCUUGAGCAAAGUGGCCCUACACCGGUUGAUAAAGUUGGGAUUUAGCAACAGCAGCAUCUGCACCAACCGUAGCUACGGCUACGAGGAUGUGGAACUUAGGCGAUGUUUGUCUGCGGUAGGUGUUCUGGGUGGAGAUUCCAGAGAUGAGCACGGGCUAAGCCGUUUUGUCCCCUAUUCACCGUUGUCCUGGUAUCCUGAGGCCCAGGAAUGGAACGAGACUAAAAACGACACCAGCGAUUGUUGCUCAAGCUCUGCUAUCUCGUUUCACUUCAACAAUGCCAAUGAGUUCCACGUGCUUGACUACAUUAUCUACAAGCUAAAGACUUUCGGCAUAGAUCGAAGUCAGUUAACAGCGAAGAAAUCAAUUUUAAGUACUAAAGAUCUGUGGAACAAUUUUCCGACUUCCCAUAACAUGGAGCUUGUGGAAAACGAUAUGAUGAAAAGCAAAUUGAAAAGACAAACCUAAGCCAAAGCCGAAGACUUAGCCUUUUCACGACCAAAAUAUAUUUUUUAUGUUGAUAGCAACAGAAAAUGCCAAAGAGUUAGACCAAGAUGUCAAUAAUGAUCAAUCCAAAACUACUUCUUGAAUUUAAUUACUGAAUUGUUAAUAUUACAGAUUUUUAAGUCUUGAAUUGAUUUUUAUUUUUCCCGAUAUUGUAAAAAUAGGAUAAGAUAGUACUUAAAAGUUAUUAUGUUUUCGCAUCAAUAUAAGU
Messenger RNA from Drosophila eugracilis, 2208 nucleotides. Its product is annotated as glycoprotein-N-acetylgalactosamine 3-beta-galactosyltransferase 1. The record is from RefSeq and is a predicted model, not a curated record. Gene Ontology annotation, cellular component: membrane. Lineage: Eukaryota; Metazoa; Arthropoda; Insecta; Diptera; Drosophilidae. Gene Ontology annotation, molecular function: N-acetylgalactosaminide beta-1,3-galactosyltransferase activity.